UCUUCCCGCACAUUUCGCAUCGCCUCCCACGCUUUUUCGUUUCCGGCGCCCGCCCCGCCGCGAGACAUCGGCAUGGACCAUGGCCGCCAUGGCGACGGCGAACCCUGCACCACCUCCAACCUUCUCCUCGCAAUCCCGUACAUUCACCGCAAGCAUUUCACUGCGCACCUGCAGAGCCAUAUCCCGCUCCCGAUCCCUAGCUCUAACCGCGACACCGGCGCCGGCGCGCUCCAUCCACCUCCGCGCACGGGCCACCAAGAACGGCUCGGCACCGCCGCCGCACCCGCUCUCUGAGGUCCUCCCCUACGUCGCCGCGGAGUGGCGGACCAUCGCCAAGGGGUGGGCGUGCGCGGCGGCCGCCGUGUACUGCCUCUCGCGCACGGUGCCCGCCGCGGGGCGCCUCCCGCGCGCGCUCGCCGCCGGCGUGGGCGUGUCGCCGGAGGUCUCGAGGGGCGUGGUCGCGCUCGCGGCGCUCGCCUCCGCGCGCGCGGCCGCGUCGUACGUGCAGCAGGCCUUGCUCUGGGAGGCGGCGCUGCGGGCGGUGGCCCGCCUGCGGGAGCGCGCCUUCGAGCGCCUGCUCGCGCGCGACCUCGCCUUCUUCGAUGGCAGGGCGGGGAUGGCCGCGGGAGACAUCGCGCACCGGAUCACCGAUGAGGCCGAUGAUGUCGCCGACGCGGUGUACUCUGUUCUCAAUACAAUUGUGCCGACAAGCUUGCAGUUGAUAGCAAUGGGCACUCAAAUGGUGGCAAUAAACCCUCACCUCUCAUUAGUUGCAGCAAUGGUAAUUCCAUGCAUGUGCGUAGUCAUCGCAAAGCUUGGUGAAAGACUCCGUCAAAUGGCCAGGGAGGCCCAUCUUAGCCUCGCCAUGCUUGCAGCCUAUCUCAACGAUGUCCUUCCAUCGAUGCUCACUGUGAAGGUAAACAACGGAGAGCGCAAAGAGAUAUUAAGAUUCCAUGAGUUAGCUCUCGUUGAUCUGAAGAAUAAUUUGGGUAAGAAGAAGAUGAAAGCUCUCAUACCUCAAGCUGUUCGAACUACAUAUGUUGCAGGCCUCGUAGUGCUCUGUGCUGGUUCAGUAGCAAUUUCUGGAACCACAUUUGAUCCUGAGGGGUUUCUGUCCUUCCUAACAGCACUAGCUCUUUUUGUUGAGCCUAUUCAGGAUUUUGGGAAGGCAUACAAUGAAUAUAAACAAGGAGAGCCAGCAUUAGAACGCAUAUUUGAUCUAACAAGGUUCAUCCCUGAGGUGAGGGAUAAACCAAGUGCAGUUCAUCUAAAUUCUGUUAAGGGAGAUAUUCAGUUCCAUGACGUUACGUUCAGAUAUGUUGCUGGUAUGUCUCCAGUAGUAGAUCGCGUGAAUCUUCAUAUCAGAGCAGGAGAAACUAUUGCUAUUGUCGGACCAUCCGGUGGAGGCAAAACUACUCUUGCCAAAUUACUCCUCCGUCUAUAUCAUCCACAAAGUGGAUAUAUAAUUCUGGACAACCAUGAUAUUCAAGACAUUGAGCUAAAAUGCUUGAGAACACAUAUUGCUUUUGUUUCACAGGAUCCGAUGUUAUUUUCCGGUACAAUUGCUGAAAAUAUUGCUUAUGGAGACCCUAUGGGAAAUAUUGAUAUGAGAAAAGUUGAGAAUGCUGCUAAGAUUGCUAAUGCUGAUGAGUUCAUUAAGAUGAUGCCCAAGGGAUACGGCUCAUAUGUAGGACAGAGAGGUUCUAGUUUAAGUGGCGGGCAGAAACAAAGGUUAUCUAUUGCAAGAGCAAUCUACCAGAACUCUUCCAUACUGAUAUUGGAUGAAGCAACGUCUGCUUUGGACAGCAGAUCUCAGCUGCUACUGAAACAAGCACUGAUGAACUUGAUGACAAAUCAUACUGUUUUAAUCAUUGCUCAUAGGUUGGAAAUGAUCCUGAUGGCUGAUAGAAUUGUUUUACUAGAGGGCAGUGAAGUGCGAGAGAUGACAAGAUCAGCUUUCUUGUCUAGAGAUGGCCACUUCUCGCAACCAGAUGCCCUGAGUCCAGAAUUGGGCGAGAUUUGAUUCUAUGAGGGAAAGGUGGUAUGUCUUGUCUAUGAUACCGCCCAAGCCUAAAGGCAUUAAAUCGUAGACUACUACCCCUCAGGCAGAAAACUCUGUAACCCCUUAACCUUGUACAUAGUUGUGGCGCACCUCAUUUGUGCUCCCUGGUUUAAUUUGAGAUUUCAAAUCGCCAAUCUUCAAAA
Lolium perenne is the source of this 2205-nucleotide messenger RNA. RefSeq names its product ABC transporter B family member 29, chloroplastic. Gene Ontology annotation, molecular function: ABC-type transporter activity; ATP binding; ATP hydrolysis activity. Lineage: Eukaryota; Viridiplantae; Streptophyta; Magnoliopsida; Poales; Poaceae. Gene Ontology annotation, biological process: transmembrane transport. The record is from RefSeq and is a predicted model, not a curated record. Gene Ontology annotation, cellular component: membrane.